AACUCGCCAGCUUGUUGUGUUUUAACUACAUCCAUAUGGCUCCAGAUGAGAUGUGGGAAAUAAGAAAUCUGUGCGGCUAGCUAACGCUUCACAUCCCCUACCAGCGAGGGUUACGGCCGGGAACAGACCUGCGAUCCCCGGCUACGGGAUAAGAGAAGAGUCGGUGGAUUCCUCACACUUCAAGGAGAAAGUUUACACUGAAGGAUUACUACUGGCAGCCUUUCUUUGGACCUUAUCUUCCGACCAUGUCCUCGUCUAAAUAGCUGUGGUGGAGGUCGAGGAUGGCCGCAGACGUGGAUAAAAGAACCCCCGAGGAAGUGGGCGAGACUUCCCCGCAGAAUGGGCACCGGACCCCGGGCUCUGGGUCCUGGAUCUACCGGGGGAUGUGGACCCUCCUGGUGGUCUGUGCUGUUCCGCUUGUCGCUUUCGGGAUCAAGUAUUACCAAGAUGCCCAGCUCAUCAAACGUCAUGAAGAGAGUGUUCGAACUCUGGGCGCCGAGGGCCUUUUUCUUUUCUCCUCCUUGGACACCGACCGUGACCUGUAUCUCAGUCCGGAGGAGUUCAAGCCCAUCGCAGAGAAACUCACAGGGAUUUCACCCCCGGUGGAUUUCGAGGAGGAAGUGAUCCAGGAUCCCAACGGAGAGACUUUGACCUUGGAGGCCAGGAUGCAGCCUCUGGUGCUCGACACCAUGACCAAAAGCAAGGACGGUUUUCUUGGGGUGUCCCACGGCUCUCUGAGCGGACUGCGGUCUUGGAAGAGCCCUGCAGUGCCUUCUUUGUCAUUCUCUGCCGGGCAGUUCAGGGUCUUCCUGCCCCCGAAGAACAAGAUAGAGGUGGGAGACACGUGGUGGGUGAUUCCCAGCGAGCUCAACAUUUUCACUGGAUACCUUCCCAACAAUCGGUACCACCCUCCCACGCCCAAGGGCAGAGAGGUUCUCAUCCACUCCUUGUUGAGCAUGUUCCACCCGAGGCCCUUCAUCAAGUCACGCUUUGCUCCGCAGGGCACAGUCGCCUGCAUCCGCGCCAGCAACGACUAUUAUUAUGACAUAGUCUUCAGGAUUCAUGCAGAAUUCCAGCUCAACGAUGUCCCGGACUUCCCCUUCUGGUUCACGCCGGGACAGUUCACUGGCAACAUCGUCCUCUCCAAAGACGCGUCUCACGUCCGCCACUUCCACCUCUACGUCCCCGGUGACAGGUCUCUGAACGUGGACAUGGAGUGGCUUUAUGGAGCCAGUGAGAGCAGCAACAUGGAGGUGGACAUCGGAUAUCUGCCACAGUUAGAGCUGCAGUCCUCAGGCCCGUCCACGCCCUCCAUCAUAGUGGACGAGGAGGGCAACAUCAUCGACAGCCGAGACGGCAGCACCGACCCGAUCCAGUUUGUCUUUGAGGAAAUCCACUGGACCUCGGAGAUCAGUCGGCAGGAAGCCGCCCGGCGCCUGGAGGUCACCCUCUACCCCUUUAAGAAGGUGUCCUACCUGCCCUUCUCAGAGGCUUUCGAGCGAGCCGAAGCAGAGAAGAAGCUGGUGCAUUCCAUUCUGCUUUGGGGAGCUUUGGACGACCAGUCCUGCUGAGGUUCGGGGCGGACUCUCCGGGAGACAGUCCUGGAAAGUUCGCCCGUCCUGGCCCUGCUCAACCAGAGCUUCAUAAGCACCUGGUCUCUGGUCAAAGAGCUGGAGAACAUGCAGGCUGAUGAGCAACACCCUGCGUUGAGUGAAAAGGCCCGCUUACACCUGGAAAAGUACAGUUUCCCUGUGGAGAUGAUGUUGGCACUGCCCAACGGGACCAUUGUGCACCACAUCAAUGCCAACUUCUUCUUGGACCAAACUGCCAUGAAACCAGAGGAGGAAGGAGCAACUUUCAGCUUCUCCACCAGCUUCGAGGAUCCCUCCACAUCCACUUACAUUAACUUCCUGAAAGAGGGACUGGAGAAAGCCAAGGAGUACAUGGCACUGUAAUAUGUGUGUGCGCAUGUGUUUGUGUGUGUGUGUGCGUGUGCAAGAAUCUAAGAUACUACACGGGAGGAAGUGGCGCCCAUUCCUCUGGGUACUGAUCCAAGAUAAGGACAAAAACAAGUUCAUCAGUGUCGGCAGCUGGAAGGGAAAAAACAGUUUUUGCCUUCUGUCCUUUUUGUUACUAUUUAUUUCCCUCUUGGCCGACAGAUGAGGUUUUCUAUACAGUAUUUGUACUGUUGGUAGUGUACUAUUCUUGUCAAUCCUUACAUGCAUAUUUUAAUGGGAUACAAAGGCCUUGCACAGUGAGCAGAAACAAAUGCCCUUUCUGCUUGUAGCUGCUGAUUAAUGACCAGGCAAGUCCAUCACCACAUAGUGUGGUAUCCAGUGUAUCUUGUUUCAUUUGUUUUUCUGAUAUUGCAUGUGCAAUAUUUUAUGACCGAGCCGGGUUGCGCUGCUGCUGAGCGUACCCAGAGACAGGGCGGCUGCUGUCGUUGCCUCCGGAUUGUGUCUCUGCAGCUGGUGAAGACUUUGCCUGAAAGCUCUCUCCGAGCCGGGUAACGCCUGAUGUUCUUGCCGAGGCUGCCGGAGGGAACACCCUUCUCUGGACUCAGGGGACAAAGGCAGCAGGCGCAACUUAACAGGCACAUAACACGAUUAAUUAAGUUUUUUUUUUUUUCUUAUAGUUUAAAGCCAAAUGUUGAGAUAAUUUUCUGUUCAGAGGAAGAUGAAACCACACCAAAGAACACGUAUGCAGUUAACGUCAUUGGAUGCUUUGCUACUCGCUACGUAUUUAUUUAAGCCGGCGGAACAAAACGGCCAUACCUUGCUAAACCUUUUGAUAACUGAACCGAAGGACACGCCAUUUAGUCUUCACAAAAAAAUAAUCGGUUUGCUUUAGAUUCCUGAGCAAAAGGAAAUUAUUUUUGUUUUAAUGAUAAAAGACGAUAGUCUGGACCUGCAGUUAACUGAAUCUCACUUCAUGUCUCAUUCUCCCCUUUGUUUUUUAAUUUUAAGUCAAACACAGAAAGAUUUGUGUCUUCAAAUUUUGUCCGUAAUUGGUUACUUUUGAGUUUUGCCCAUCUCUGCCUCUUUGGAGCCUUUUUGCAGCAAAACACUGUUACCGUGUAACCUACCAGUGCCAUUGUUUCUCAAAAGGUGAAAUAAAUUUGUUUUUUUUUUGUUUGUUUUUUA
Mugil cephalus (flathead mullet) is the source of this 3143-nucleotide messenger RNA. RefSeq names its product selenoprotein N (gene selenon). Gene Ontology annotation, biological process: calcium ion homeostasis; skeletal muscle fiber development. The record is from RefSeq and is a predicted model, not a curated record. NCBI's taxonomy places the organism in Eukaryota, Metazoa, Chordata, Actinopteri, Mugiliformes, Mugilidae. Gene Ontology annotation, cellular component: endoplasmic reticulum membrane.